AUGUCGGAUCUAUCCGCCGCAGACCGUCCCUUUGACAACAUCAUCAACUUCCGUGACGUGGGGAAGUCGAUUAACGGGCUUACCGGGAGGAGAAUAUUGAAAGAGGGUGUUCUGUUCCGCAGUGCGAGACUCGACGACGCCUCCGAACGAGACAAGCGCCGGUUAAGCAAUGAGCUGCACAUUUCGACGGUCAUCGACUUGCGCUCUGUGUACUUUCCCUUAAGCCCCUUGAAUCAGGCUACAAGGACUGAUCAAGAAAACAGGACGGAACACCGCAUGGCUGCCCAAAGGCGACGCGAACAACAUCCCUUCCCCCAACCAACCCAAGAACAUUCAGCAUCAGAAACAGGACCAGACGAACAAUCAAACCUAAUGGAAGAUGACUACACCCACCUUGACACCCUCCUGGGCAUCAACCGCGUGCUCAUCUCGCUAACCGGAAAGGCAUGGGAGCGGUCGCUGAUAUGGAGAUUGGAUUGGGUGAAUUUUUUUAAGGUGCUGGGUCUCUCGGCUUCAGGCUAUCGAACCGAAGCUGUGAAAAUCGUCGUGCAGGAGGUUAUGGCUCCGCGAGGUCUUAUUGGGCUUGGACAGGAUACGUUGGAUUACAGUACUUCUGAGAUAAGGGAGAUGUUUGAUUUAUUGGCUGGGGAACAUACUCCUGCCACUGAUGACACUGACAACGAUGAAAACGAAAAGGAUGGUGGGGAGGUACUCCCUCUUCUCCUGCACUGCACUCAAGGGAAAGACCGUACGGGCAUAAUCAUUCUUCUUCUACUGCUUUUGACACAUGUUCCCGAGGAUGCUAUUUCAGAUGAUUACGUGCGUUCUGAGUCGGAGUUGGUGGUUGAGGCUGAGGAGCGGUUGAAGGAGAUUCGGGCGAUGGGGAUUCCUGAGGAGUAUAUCAAGUGUCCUGCUGGAUUUACGGGUGCGAUUCGCGGGUAUCUGGGAGAGAGGUAUGGAGGUGUUGAAGGGUAUUUGGAGAUCGUGGGAGUUGGCAAGGAGACACAAAACAAGAUCAAGGAGAGGUUACUUGCGUAG
Messenger RNA from Aspergillus ruber CBS 135680, 1038 nucleotides. RefSeq names its product putative tyrosine/serine protein phosphatase (gene ptyA). Gene Ontology annotation, biological process: dephosphorylation. The record is from RefSeq and is a predicted model, not a curated record. Gene Ontology annotation, molecular function: phosphoprotein phosphatase activity. The transcript has 4 exons. The coding region runs from base 1 to 1038 and encodes 345 amino acids. Lineage: Eukaryota; Fungi; Ascomycota; Eurotiomycetes; Eurotiales; Aspergillaceae.